Molecule: messenger RNA, 309 nt
Organism: Sparassis crispa
Lineage: Eukaryota; Fungi; Basidiomycota; Agaricomycetes; Polyporales; Sparassidaceae
Exons: 1
Coding region: 1-309 (102 amino acids)
Source: RefSeq, a predicted model, not a curated record
AUGGCUAAGCUGAUGGAGGGCCUUCAGGAGAAAGUUCGUCUGACCGAAGAGGACAUUGUCGAGAGUGACUCCGAGACGAUCGGACACGAGCCCGAUCCAAAUCUCUGCAACGACGUUUCCUCCUCGCCGCAAUGCUUUAUGCCACGGGUCUGUCUAGUCAUGAAGCCUGACGUCGAUGCCUGUCUCACUUCGCUGUACCUCACCUACGACGUCAGCAAGAUCCCGCCGGACAAGAGUAGCAAGUUGCUUGGGGCAAGCAGGAACGUCGGUCGUACAAGUGGUCGCUGGCGGAGCACAGCGUACUGUUAG